CUCACCACCCAUCCCGCUCGCCUCCGCCUUGCCCCUCAUCUUGUUCCCAGCACAUCCUCUCGCCUCGCUCCAUCAUCGUUGACAUGGAUUUGAAAACUGAAAAGGGCCUUCCUUUGCCUCCCGUCGAGGUCACCGAAGCGCCUCCGAGCUACACCGCCAGCACGUCCGGCGAGUCCUAUUCUGCCUCGCCCUCAGCCCCCAGCAGCGUCGUUGCUGCUGAGCCCCUUGCGCCUGCAUCGGUGGAUCUCAAGUCCACCGUCCCGAGUGCGGACGCCGCCGCCUCCCAUCCGCACAACGACUCCCACAAAUCCCAAGAAAACCGUCUCGGCGGUGUGGCUAUUCUUGGUGGAACCACCAUGGACCUGACCCAAACUCUGUUCGUCCGCGGAGAGCCCGUUGUCGUCAGUGCCGUCUCGCUCCUGGGCAGCAUCGACAUCACCGUCCCUUCCAAUGUUGAGGUGGUCCAGCAGGGCAUCUCCAUUCUUGGCGACUUCACGACCAAACGCAAUCCUGCCAACACAGGCGACAUUGUUGCGACAAUCCGGAUCGUUGGCGUUGCCAUCUUGGGCUCUGUCACCAUCAAGUUUUCGGACCAGCCUGCUCGCUUCAAGUGAAUGCAGCCCUUGUCUUUCUCUCCACCGACUGAUGCCCUGGCUUGCUCGUGUAUUCGCCGCUGCCUCCGUCCUUCCGCUGUUUUGGACCUCAAGCUGCACUCUGAUGCGCUCUGCUGUGCCAUGCCCAUCAGCCCCGCUAUAUAUCCAGCCCAUCCACACCUCACUGACUCUGUGCCUGUAUGUGCGUAUUUGAAUCUACCUUUGAGCUGCAUUCUGACCGCACAGCGCCUCCAGACCAAACCAGAUAAUCAGCCCCCAGGAGCAACUGCGAUCCGUCAGAGGCCGAGGCUUGAAACAGCGCUGCCAUGAUGCAGUUCACCCAUCAUGAAGUCAAGUGAAAUGCCCAGUGCCUUUGAUCAGCGAGACAGCAUUGAUCCUCGGCCUUGCGCAUAUCCACCUCGUCCGUCCCAUGUCUGUCAGCAUACUUUUGGCCGAGAUCCCAUUUCUGUCGCAGGGCGGGCGAUUUGCAUCCUCACCUUGGCGGUCAUUUG
Polychytrium aggregatum is the source of this 1105-nucleotide messenger RNA. RefSeq lists its product as uncharacterized. The record is from RefSeq and is a predicted model, not a curated record. Lineage: Eukaryota; Fungi; Chytridiomycota; Chytridiomycetes; Polychytriales. The coding region runs from base 84 to 614 and encodes 176 amino acids. The transcript has 2 exons.